UUCUCUCUCUAAUGACGAGCUAGAACUCUUGGCUCUGGACGGAUCAUCAUUCAAUAGUCUCGCUUUCUCACCACUCACCUUGGAGGCUAUCUCAUCACUAAUGUACCUACAUUGUCGAUCGCUUACCUACAGCAGCUUCAUGAUCUCAUCUUCGACAAUCUCGACCUUGGCCUGGACCUUGACCUGGCCCUGAAAGCUUUGGUCAGCUUACAGGCCCUCUCGCUGCUAACGCGGCAGCCUCGGCAUCUGAAUGUCACCCAGCUGGGAUUGUCACUCUCGAAUCGAUAGCCUUCAGGUUGACCAAUUACAGGGCAUCUAGCGCCAAAUAGCGCUCUUUCUGGCGCAGCUGGGUGUGGUUCAGGCUAACGUAAUAGAGGCCGACGGUCGCGCACGCGCUCAAUGUCAUAACAGUCAUAUCAUUUAUCGCUCGUGAAGCGGCUGCCCUUACCGAAGCGAAGCGCCACGUUUUGGUCGCUCGAAUUACAUAAUCUCGAUGAAAUGAAGCAUGCGAUUUUCAGUUGUCGAUGUGUCGAUCAACGCUGCAAACGUUGAUCACAAACGUCGCCUUGUUUUAAACUUUUGCCUCCCUAUUGACUGACUUUUGUCUAUUGACACCGACUCUUCUUGGCAAUUGUUCAGCCGCAGCAGUCUUGCACAAAACCGCACAAGGCUAGCUGUGCUCUUUAUUGACUACAUUGUUCGAGGCCCGUCUUUUGUGCUGGCUUAUCAAAUAGCCUGAUUUCACGUCCCCUGAUAGGUCAAUGCCCUCUUCGACGUGUACAAAAUUGGGUGGCCAAUUGAAGAACCCAUCACACUUUUACCAGGAUUGAGAGCUUGCAUUGGUUCCAUUCCAAAUCCGGCCGGAACCUCUCAUGGUGCUUUUGCUCCUGAGAAUCUGCACCUGCAAGGCACAGUCCUCAAGGUCGAGAUCCCUGGCCGAAAGUGAUCGGAGACUCGGUCUAACUAUGCUGCGGCCGAGUGUGGGUACGGACAAGCUCUACAGGGCCGACGGUCGAUCAGCCUUUAGAUACGAGUUUGCGUCUUGGCAGUGUAAGCUUAAACACGAUCACCACUUAAACUUGCAGGACGAGGUCACUUGCUUUACCACGUCAUGCUUACUUUGUGUGAUAAGGACAAGGGAAUUGCUCGGUGCCGUUUGCGUAGCAUUCUAGGCAGACGGUCCCUUUGUGCAGGUCGAGAUAAGGUACAAGCGAGUGCGCCAAGAUUGAUACAUCAGCAGAUGGAUUCACAGCCCUACGCCUCCCAAGAUUCGGCUGUUUCCUGUUACAGAAGCAUGUCAGUCGCUUGGACUCUAACCGGAGAAUUGCUGCACUGCCAUCACCUGAUCUGGAAAGUCAGCACGGCUCAAUUCUUGACAAGACACCCUGUUGGCGGCCACGUGGGUGCCCAAGACGUGGCUGUGUAGUGAAACAACCUCAUAUCCGUAGUUCCAAUUACGAUUAGGUUUAUCACCUUCGUAUAUGCAUCUUUACGGGUGGCUGAAUAAGGUUAAAAAUGCUACGCUAGCGGUCUCAGUUCAUAAAGGGUUAUAUCCUGUUCACCUGAACAGGCACUUCACAAGGCAGUGAGAUCCAAAUUACAAAGAUGAAAUCAGCCUGUUCGUAGACUCUCGGCAAUAUCUUGUUCAAGUAAGUGUCAAGCUAUGUCUUCCUUGGCGUUUUUCAUCGUGGAUGCCUACGACUGGAGAUAAUUCUUGGUAUCGUAUGACUCAAUGCAUCCAGUUGAUGAACGUUUUCUAUUAAGGAUUCCAGCUUGAUUGAAUGAUAACACAUGGCUAAAAUCAACUGAGACGGGACCUGGAAAACCGUUAUACCUCAUAUAAAAAUAUUAGGAUUUGCUGAGGUCUUAACCAGGAGAAGAUACGAUAAUAUCUGUUACAUUAGACAUGACUAUGGAAACAUCUCG
Molecule: messenger RNA, 1926 nt
Organism: Fusarium verticillioides 7600
Lineage: Eukaryota; Fungi; Ascomycota; Sordariomycetes; Hypocreales; Nectriaceae
Exons: 1
Coding region: 1112-1426 (104 amino acids)
Source: RefSeq, a predicted model, not a curated record